Uloborus diversus is the source of this 1797-nucleotide messenger RNA. Its product is annotated as THAP domain-containing protein 1-like. Bases 65 to 760 code for a protein of 231 amino acids. The transcript has 3 exons. NCBI's taxonomy places the organism in Eukaryota, Metazoa, Arthropoda, Arachnida, Araneae, Uloboridae. The record is from RefSeq and is a predicted model, not a curated record. Gene Ontology annotation, molecular function: sequence-specific DNA binding.
CGGAAAUUGAAAACACGCUAAAGGGAACUAGAUUUCACCUUUUUCCUUUAAAUAAAAGUUAAGAAUGGUUAAAUCAUGCUCUGCAUAUGGCUGUAAAAACCGUUGGGAUAGUAGAAACAAAAGACAAUAUCACAACUUUCCAUUGGGCGACCCGAUGCUCCUGACUCGAUGGAUUGCAGCUGUGGGGAGAGCUUCAUGGAUGCCUACAAGAACCUCAUACUUAUGUAGUGAUCACUUUACCAAAGAUAGCUAUAAAUCAGAAGCAAGGAAAUACUUGAGAAAAAAUGCUGUUCCUACUUUGUUUGACUUUCACGGCUCAAAGACAAGUUCCGUAGCUAAAUGCUCUGUUACUGAACAUCCAUACAUAACAAGAAUCACUCCAUGUCAGGAGAGUGUUUCUGCAGUCGAGGAAGACAAUGCAGCUUGCGCUUCUAACUCCUCCAACAAUUGUAUGGAAGUUUCACCAGAUAUCUGUAAUGUUUCAGAAGAUGAGAACAUUAAUAAUAAUUGCACAGUUACUUCUGAAAGUAGUGUUGCAAAUGAAGAGAAAAGUCCUUCAAAAUGUAUACUCAUGCGCCAAAUUAAAAUCCUUCAACGAAAGUUAAAACAAAGAGAUGAGAAAAUAAAGAACUUACAAAUAUUGCUAAAUGCUACAUUAGACGGUAUGACGGACGAUGAAAUUUCAGGGAUGUGUAGUCAGCUACCGUUCAGACAGCUACUAUUUAAUUCAGCGGUAAAACAGUUUAAUAUUGAGGAGUAAAGUGCAAUAGCAGAAAUUUUCCUCUUUUAUGAAUUUGUUUUGAUUGUGUUCGUUAUUUACCCAAGAACUUAUUGUGUGGAGUACAAAAAUUAAAUAGCCAAAAGGCAUCGUAAUCCCGGAUUUGUGGAUAUUUCUAAUAUCUCUUUACCACCAAAUGGGAAGUCACUCCUCAUCCCUUGCAGUUUAAUCAUAGGCAUGCACAGGGCUUCAGGAAGGGGGGAGUACCACUGUACCAGGAGAUUGAAAUUGCGCUUGGAAAGGCCCCCAUACUUGCUCGCUUAAGGAAAAUUUUCAAGUAUUGUGAGUAAAAAAGCAUUUUUAAAGAGUAUGAAGUAAUAAAUUAAUGAACCUAAAAAUGUAAAAUUUUAGCCACUUUCGUAUUAACUUUCAUUUCUAUGUGCUAAUGGGGGUCCACGGUAGCCCUGGUGACCCCCGUGCGCACGCCUAUGAGUUUGUUCAAUAUGCACUUGCUUUGAUUUUGCUUAUUGCAAUGGAAACUUUAAUCUUUCUCACAGAAGCUCUGCACUUGUGAUUGGUACUGCAUAAUUUUAUCAACACGCAAGGUGCUAGUUCUGUUCUCUACAAUCAAUAUAUUGACAUCCUCCCCCGAGGGUCCCCUGUUCCGGUCACGUGGUGACAUACCAGAUGGGAGUCUCUCGGGACGUGUGUUGGCAGACUUAUUGUUACCUGCGCUAUUGAAUGUGCAACAAUGAAAGUAUCAUUGAUUAGUGUAAGAGUAGAACUUAGUAGAUUUUAGUAAAGGGGUGUCCUUCAGUUUCAGAAAAGAAACCCAUUCGAUGCCACCUACAAAAAAGAGCGAAUUGAAAUGUACAUGAAAUACACAGUCAAUUCCAGCUGAGGACUGCAGUUUCGUGCUUAUUAGCACUCAUCAGCCCAGCUUAGAAAGUGGCUGAGUUAUAGGUGGAAAACCUCUUAAGGAAGCCAAGAGUGCCGAACAAACUGGUAGCUAAUAUAGAAUUAGCACUGACCAGAUGAGUGACCGAAACAAUGGUUCAGUUCAACACGAAGAUUGAAGG